Messenger RNA from Arthroderma uncinatum, 1377 nucleotides. RefSeq lists its product as uncharacterized. Gene Ontology annotation, cellular component: plasma membrane. Lineage: Eukaryota; Fungi; Ascomycota; Eurotiomycetes; Onygenales; Arthrodermataceae. Gene Ontology annotation, molecular function: ferric-chelate reductase activity. The coding region runs from base 1 to 1377 and encodes 458 amino acids. Gene Ontology annotation, biological process: copper ion import; intracellular iron ion homeostasis; iron ion transport. The transcript has 2 exons. The record is from RefSeq and is a predicted model, not a curated record.
AUGGACUUGUUGACCAUCUAUAGCUAUGUCCUGGGGGGCCUUCUGCUAGCACUAUGGGCCCUUGGUCUCAUAAGAAAACUCCCUCUUCGGAAAUUCUACGCAAAGCAUUUUCUCUUACCAUUCCUUUUCCGUCGCCGGAGGUGGUGGCUACAGCCCAUAACCCGCGCCGAAGCACUUCUGCUGGUGCUUCACUGGGGUUGCACGCUAACCUGCAACGUGGUCGCUGUGGAUGACCUCCGUCACGCAGGCUCUCGGGCAGGGUCUUUGGCGAUAGCGCAUUUCAUCCCUCUCUACCUUGGAAACCGACCGAGCCUCGCUGCCGAUACGCUCGGUAUCUCCCUGCUAGGCUAUCAGCGUCUACAUCGAGCAGUGGGCUGGAUGGCCUUUGUGCAAGGAACCGUUCACGCAAUCAUUGCCACAAAGACGACGGGCUUGAAUCUGAAAGAUGUGGCCCAGAGAUACGGCCUCGCGGCUACUCUAGUUUUUUCUACACUCGUCCUUCUCUCUCACAGCUUCUUUAGGCGAACCUCAUACGAUCAAUUCCUCAUAUAUCAUUCCGCUCUAGCGGUUGCUGGGAUGGUGCUUGUCUGGCUGCACCUGAAAAAGAAAAUCCGGCUGCCCUUGGAUAAUGAUAUCGUGGUCCUUAUUACGGCAGCCUUCCUUAUGGUGGCCUUCCUGAUAUAUCGGGCCCGGAUCAUUCUCUACCGAAACCGCCUCGGGCAGCUGCCCAAGGCAACCGUUGUUCAAUACAAAGGAUCUACUAGUUUUCUAAAGAUCUCUAUUAAAGGUACUCGAGGCUGGGAAUUGGCCCCGGGGCAGUACGUCUAUGUCUCGUUCCCAGCCGCAAGCUCCCUAAGAAUUUUAGCGGAUAAACCAUUUUGCGUGCUGCAGUCCCCUAAUCCUAUGGGAGACCGUAAUACGCCUUGUGAGACGGCCGCUCGACAGCGCUACCCGGAGGCUGGGGAUUUAGAGCAAAUAAGUACGUGGGUAGAUGAAGAGACGGAAGAAAGUGGUGACGAGCAAGAGGGUAUAGAGAAUGAGAAUGCGUUUCGUUUCUGGCUUCUAAUAUCACAGCGAAGGGGGUUAACGCGAAAUCUUGCCGAUUUCAAAAAGUCCCAGGAGCUUCUUGCUAUUGUUGAAGGUCCAUAUGGCAGAACUCCAGACCUAAAACGGUAUAGUCACAUCUUGAUGAUCGGGAGUGGUGUAGGAAUUGCUGCAUUGAUCCCCUACCUGAGAGCCUUCUUACACGGGGCGAUAUCAGGGGAGCUACCAGUCAAGGAGGUGCACGCAAUCUGUGAUGUUGACGACAAAAGUAAGCGUCUCCAAUACGAGAGAAAGAAACUGGCUAACGGCUGCAAGAUGACACCAUACCCUUGA